Molecule: messenger RNA, 2128 nt
Organism: Annulohypoxylon truncatum
Lineage: Eukaryota; Fungi; Ascomycota; Sordariomycetes; Xylariales; Hypoxylaceae
Product: MFS general substrate transporter
Exons: 6
Coding region: 338-1762 (474 amino acids)
Biological process (GO): transmembrane transport
Cellular component (GO): membrane
Molecular function (GO): transmembrane transporter activity
Source: RefSeq, a predicted model, not a curated record
UAGAUGGCUUAAACCUUGUUUAUGAUGUGGAGAAGCCGAUGUUCUACCGGUGCUAUUCGGGAGCUUCCCCGACUCGGCUUUUGCCCCAGAGUUCAUGGAAGAUAACAAUUCCGUCCUUCGGUUCUCCCUUGUUCCACUGAGGAUCGGAUCGUGUACCGGAGCUUCUUUAUCGGCGUGUAUAAAGUAGGCAGCGGGAGACACGCAGCGCGCCUUUGAUUGUCUUCUAAGGACCAUUUGUCCUCUCCUUCCUUGAGUCAGUUUGGUUAGAAGACCGCGUUUGAAAGUUUCUAGGCGGGAAAGAAAAGAAACCAGAGUCAACCAUCUUAUUGCUAUAGCCAUGCGUGUGCAACAGAAUGGCAGCUCCUCUACCUCGGUCAUGGAGAUGGAACUAGAGCCAGUCUACAUGUCCUCACCGCCCCUGGACCACGAUACCAAAGUUCACAUGUCAGCCCGUGGACCGAGUCGCCCGGCAAGCAGUAAACACAGUGGCCCAACUAGUUUUGAUCAGGAAACAAACUCGCUUCCACCCCCUAAUAUGGUAGCUGAGGUUGCACAAAGAUGGAAUUACCCUCGGAAGAAUAUCCCACGUGUUGCUUCGUGUUUUUGGUCUUUUACCGUCAUGGGCUCAAAUGAUGCCGCCUAUGGUCCUCUUAUUCCAUAUAUCCAAGCGCACUAUAGCCUCACAUACGUAGUCGUGUCGCUCAUCUUCCUUUCGCCUUUCGUGGGAUACACGGCGGCAGCAUUCCUGAAUAACUUCAUCCACCUCAAACUGGGCCAGAGGGGUGUCGCCAUCCUCUGUUCGGGAUGCCACUUGGUAGCCUACAUAAUCAUCGCGGUUCAUCCGCCAUAUCCAGUCUUGGUGAUUUCAUUUAUGCUGGCUGGUUUUGGCAAUGGCAUAUGUGACGCCGGUUGGAAUGCGUGGAUCGGUAAUAUGGCGCGAGCGAAUGAGCUGCUUGGCAUUCUUCAUGGCCUGUAUGGAGCCGGCGCCGUUUUAAGCCCCUUGAUUGCUACGACCAUGAUCACCAAGGCAAACCUGCCAUGGUAUGCUUUCUACUAUCUCAUGAUUGGGAUGGCUGCGCUCGAAGUAGUUGUAUCGGUUAGUUGCUUUUGGACGGCCACCGGGCGCGAGUACAGAGAAUCCCUCGCGAAACACUCCGACUCAUCUAAAGGAAGCCUCAAGGAGGCCCUGCUAAAGAACCCCGGUGCUCGUGUCACUUGGCUUUGUGCCCUUUUCUUGCUCGGCUAUGUCGGCCUCGAAGUCGCUCUCGGGGGAUGGAUCGUUGAGUUCAUGAUUCAAGUAAGGAAGGGCGCGCCAUUCGCUAGUGGUAUGACUGCCACCGGAUUCUGGCUAGGUUUGACGAUCGGCCGUUUCGUCUUGGGGUUCAUAACACCGAAAAUAGGAGAGAAGUUGGCAAUCACAAUAUAUCUCCCGGUAACGAUGGGUCUAGAAUUGUUGUUUUGGCUAGUUCCCCAAUUCUAUGUGUCCGCUGUCGCUGUGGGACUCCAGGGAUUCUUUAUCGGGCCCCUGUUCCCGGCCGCCAUUGUCGCCAUGUCAAAAUUGCUCCCGCGACACCUCCACGUCGGAGCUAUCGGGUUUGCAGCAGCGUUUGGCGGUAGCGGUGCUGCGGUUUUGCCCUUCGCGGUCGGAGCGAUCGCUCAGGCCAAGGGUGUGCAAGUGUUGCAACCAAUUAUCCUCGCCCUCCUUGGUGUCAUCUUGAUAUUCUGGAUUGGACUGCCUAGGAUGGACAAGAAAAGGGAGUGAUUGUACAUAACGAAUCGCGUAUCCGGAAAUCUAGCACACGUGAGGAGAAUAAGGAAUAAGUGCCGUAGCUUGAAAUAUGUUCUUCAUCGCGAUCCUUCCAUAUGGUCGAAUGCGACGGACGCGGAAGCUGUGCGAGUACGAGAUGACGAUCUUUUGCGAUAGGAUUGGUUUUGAAUAUGAUCCCUUAUCCGAAUACUCCGUAACACCACGCUUGCCAUGGCAUGGCUGGAGCGAAUCCUUCCUGGUAGUUUCUCCUUACCGGCUGUGGAGAUCUCGGUGUAGUAGGCAAAUACCUAGGUAGGUAGCAAGUAUACGUAUACCGCCACAUCGGUAGAUACAUGCAUUGAUGCCUUCCAGGGACCACUG